AUGAGCAGCCGAAAAGAAGAGGAUCGAAACGAGAAGAUUAUAAGGGGUCUCAUGAAGCUCCCUCCGAAUCGAAGAUGCAUCAACUGUAACAGCUUGGGACCUCAAUAUGUUUGCUCAAGCUUUUGGACUUUUGUUUGCACGACUUGCAGUGGAAUACAUCGUGAGUUUACUCAUCGCGUGAAGUCUGUUUCUAUGGCUAAGUUUACUUCUCAAGAAGUGGAAGCUCUUCAAAAGGGUGGUAAUCAGCGUGCCAGAGAGAUAUACUUAACAGCCUGGGAUCCACAAAGUCAGAGACUUCCUGAUAAUAGCAAUGUUGACAAAGUUCGCGAGUUCAUUAAGAAUGUUUAUGUAGAUAAAAAAUAUGCCCUGGAUAAGUCAUCUGACAGACCUCCAAGAGAUACACAGAAUGCAAAAGGCCAGGAAGAUGAGACAAGGCGAGCAAGUUCAUACCAUUCUUUCUCACAAAGUCCACCAUAUGAUUUUCAGUAUGAAGAACGACGCUAUGGGAAACACGCUCCUGGACUCACUAGAAAGCCUGGGUCAGAUCGAGGCCUGUACGGAGGAAAGCUGUCUAGUUUCUUGAGUCCUGGCCGUGCUAGUGAUCAUGUAUAUGAGGACAGGUUUGCAAAUGAAGGAUCUAAUCCCAGAGCUUCAGACUACUCUGUUUCAAAUGGUGGCUACUCAUUGGGGUCUGAUAUGCUAUCACCUUCCUCUCAGAAAGACAUUGGAAGCCCCUUUGGUGCAGCGUCAAAAGAUAGUUCAAGUGAAGUUGCACGGCAUCAUACAGUUUCCAACCAUGCAGAUGCAUACGCCAAAAGAGAUGGUGGAAGAAUGUUGCAUCCACAGAGAACUGUAUCUUCAGGAAGCUUUGGCUCAUUUGAUAGCAAUUCCAUGUCUUUCACAUCCGUAAAUUCUUUUAACUUGCCAGAAAUUGCCUUAGAAUCCGAACAAUAUGCUGAGACUUCCCAUAACAAGUUGUCGUCUUUUCCUUCUCAACCAGAGCGUUCAGUAUCUGGGAACUUUGAUGGCUUGGAUCUUUUCAGUGCACCCUUUGCACCACAAAAUGUUACUUCUGCAACUCCAGCAGAUUCUAUGACUCAAUUUCCAGAGUCAUCUCCAGCUCAAUCAGUUGAUUUGAUCCAGCAAUCUUCAAUUCCUUCAGUUCCAACUUUCAUUUCACAUCAACCAUCUCAAAUUCUUCCAUCUUCUUCUUUAGACUUAUUUGCUGAGAUGCCUCAGCAGCAAUUCUCUGCAGGUUCCAAUGGAAAAAUCUUUGAGGCAGCGUCAAAAAAUGAAGGAUGGGCAACGUUUGACAUGCCUCAGAACACAUCAUCACUGGGAAUUGAAAAUUCUCCCCCUGCCAUAAUACCAUCUUCUGACAGGAGUUUGCUAGGAAACAUAGAUUCACAAUCACUUAUGCAUAAGACAUCAUCUCAGGAUUCUUCUGAUCAUUGGCCUUCUCCAGACGUGUCUACUUUAUGGCAUGAAGGUGCACAAAAUUUUGAAGCAAUCCCAAAAGUAGCGAACGUUCAAUCGUGGAAUGCGUUCGAAGAUUCCAAAGAACAGUCAAUCAAGAACACUGUCAAAAGUAGUGAACCAGAUGCAACCCUCCAUACUUCAGAUGCUAAUCAGUAUAUUGGAUUUAAUACAUACGAGGCUCUGGGUAAUGAUUUAUUUCAAAGAACUGCAAACAAUAGUGGACCCCCUUUAUCUAAUAUAUCAUCACAUGCUAGUGUGUUGUCGCAUGAUUUCCAUACAGUUCCUGCAGUGGAUGGAGUACAUUCAAAUCUGUCAAGUCACAAGUCUUCCAAUCCAUUUGAUCUUCCCGAUGAUUAUGACGUGGAAUCUAGUAAUAUGUCUCAGUUCUGGGACAUGAGCUCUUUGCAAUCGGCACUGCCAAAUAGCAGUAUACCAACUUCUUUUGUUGGUGGCAUGACUCAAUCUUGGUUUCCCCAAAAUCCAGUUCCAUCCUAUGUUCCUGGUGGAGUGACAUUUGACCCUCCCAUUGGCUCUUUGGGAUUUAUAGGACAAGCACCAAGCAACCAGAUACCGAAUGUCCCUGCACAAGGCCCUGUUGCAUCAGUUGGAGGAAAUCCUUUUGCAUAG
Messenger RNA from Fraxinus pennsylvanica, 2106 nucleotides. The record is from the annotation of a GenBank genome assembly. Lineage: Eukaryota; Viridiplantae; Streptophyta; Magnoliopsida; Lamiales; Oleaceae.